Molecule: messenger RNA, 2221 nt
Organism: Pangasianodon hypophthalmus (striped catfish)
Lineage: Eukaryota; Metazoa; Chordata; Actinopteri; Siluriformes; Pangasiidae
Gene: klf2b
Product: Kruppel-like factor 2b
Exons: 3
Coding region: 357-1541 (394 amino acids)
Biological process (GO): regulation of transcription by RNA polymerase II
Molecular function (GO): RNA polymerase II cis-regulatory region sequence-specific DNA binding; DNA-binding transcription factor activity, RNA polymerase II-specific
Source: RefSeq, a predicted model, not a curated record
GCAGGCAGAGGGAGAGAGCGUGUGUGUUUUACUCAGAGUAAGUGGAGAGAGAGAGAGCGCCACUCGACCUGCUCUUUUAUACCGGCUAUUUUUGGGCGCUCUACCUCCAUCCUGAACGCCGUUUCCUCCGCUCGCACAAUUGGUCCAGCAGCGGGGUUUAUAAGGGAGGAGGGUUUUACCUGCCACACACUCGCUGCCCGCUCAGGACGCUGGAGCAGCACAGCUUUAUGGGAAAGAAAACGAACUCUGGAUCAGACGUGUAUUAACAGUUUUUUUUGACGAGGAGAGCGGUGUAUUUUACGCUCACACAAAAAAGAGGGUUUUUUUUUUAAAGUGUAACUUUGACGUUUUGGAAAAUGGCUUUACCUGGGACCAUUUUGCCUUCUAUUUCUACAUUCGCAGGACAGAAGGAGAAACUUUGGGAAAGUAGGUGGAUUGGAGAAGUGGAGAAACCGCUGGCGUGCGCGGUACCGAGCGUGGAUUCGUGCCGUGCCAGAAAGGACGACGAGGAUCUGAGCGAUUUCUUGGAUCUGGAGUUUAUUCUGGCCAACACGACCGGUCCUGAGAGCGUGGUGGGACCAGUGGACUAUAAUUCAACAGUGGAGCACUGCAGCAUGUACCAGACAGGGAGCGCGUACGUGCCGCCUCCACCACCGUACUCCCACAGCCUAGUGGCGGAACUGUUGCACUCCGAAGCGGACAACACGUACGGCAUGAGCACAACCACCACCACCACCACCAGCAGCAGCAACAGCAUCGGGAUUCAGGGCCGGUUCGUGGUGAACUCCGCGCCUUUCCCGAGGCAGGACUUCGUCGAGGGGAUCAAAGUUGAGCCGUGCGCGGACGGCUACGGUCCCGUGCUGGGGAUGGUGCCACAGAGCUGCCACCGGAUCAAGCAGGAGGGCAACGUAUCGUGCGCGAUGCCCUUUGACCAGCCGAGGCUCGCCGUCUCUCCGCAAGCAGCGGGGAACAUGACGCCGCCGCUCAGCCCGGACGACCAGGCGCGUUGUCACACGCAGAUCUGCCGCACCACUUUCCCGCAGAACGGCUACUACGCAAGCCACGCGCCUCUCCCGCAGCAGCAGCAGCAGCAACACCAGCAUCAGCAGGUGCCGCUGGCCUACGCGGGAGCGCGCGCAUACGCAGGCAUGUUCGAUGACGGCCUCGGUAUGGUGCAGCCCGGUGCGCCGCGCGCGCUCCUCACUCCGCCGUCCUCACCGCUCGACCUGCUCGAGUCCAAGCCGAAGCGCGGGCGACGCACCUGGCCGAGGAAGCGCGCGGCCACGCACACCUGCACGUUCGCUGGAUGCGGCAAGACGUACACCAAGAGCUCGCACCUCAAGGCGCAUCACCGAACUCACACCGGUGAGAAGCCGUACCACUGCAACUGGGAAGGCUGCGGCUGGAAGUUUGCCCGCUCCGACGAGCUCACACGUCACUUCCGCAAGCACACCGGUCACCGACCCUUCCAGUGCCACCUGUGCGAGCGCGCCUUCUCCCGCUCCGACCAUCUGGCGCUGCACAUGAAGAGGCACAUGUGAGAGACACACACAAGACAAACGGCAAAAAAGCCAAAGCCUUAUUACUGCCUUAUUUAAGUCCUUUGUACAAGACCAAAAGACUGUUUUGUUAUUAUUAUUUUUUUUUUUUGGGUCGAUAAAGAUUUAUAUUGUUCUUUAUACUUUUGUAACAAUGUAGCUGGUACUACGUGGGAUUUAUAGAGCAGGCAGUUAAGCGCUGCAUAAGUGUUUUGGGGACAAACAGCAACCUGCAGGGCUGGUCCUAUAAUAUAUAAAAUCUCUAUAUCUCUAUAUAUAGCUCUGUUGAAACUGGAAACAAUGUGUAAGUUUAACAUGGUGCCUUUAUAGUGAUGAAUUUAGCAUGCAUGCUGUGCUGCCAGGAUUGUGCACAACGUGACAUCCUGAAAUCAUGCGUGAUGACAAUGUUUUCCUCUUGAAACUGCCUCCAAAUUGUUCUAAGGACCAGAACUGUGCGUUCACUCAAGUUUGAUACAUUCUCAGCCAUUUGGUUUUCAUGGAAGUAAGAUAUUUUCUAGAUGUUGUAUCAUGAAGGUACAAUAACCUGUUCAAGCCCCAUUGUACACUAGCACAUACACCAGGGCUAGACGCUCUGCAUUAUUUUUUUUUUUAAAGAAUGUGUACAUACGUUUUAUAUUGUAAGUAUUGUAUUUAUUGUACAUAUUAAACUAAAUUUGAAUAUA